AUGGACUACUUGGGUGUCCAGAUGAAUGAGGAGGACCUGCUAAAUACUGGUGGAGGUUCUUUCAUACUUUCUGUCUUCAUCUUGGUGAAGGGAAACAGGAAGGCCCUGUGUGACAGACAGCUAGACACAGUUGUCCCAGGGGAGAGGCUGGUGCGACUGUACCUGUGUGAGAAGUUGGAGCCUUGGAGCGUGGGUGAGAUUUGCAUAAGCAGAGGUACACAGAUAAGCUGUUUCUCCCCAAGUUCUUUCUCCUGGCGGCAGGCUGCCUUCGUGGAUUCUUACUGUUGGGCUGCCGUUCAGCAGAGGCACUCCUUGCAGGGCAACUCUGGAAACCUCCCCCUGUGCCUGCAUAAGUUUUUCCCCUACAUCCUGUUGCUGAUUGCCAUCCUCCUGUACCUGCCCUCCCUGUUCUGGCGUUUUGCAGCUGCUCCCCAUAUUUGCUCAGAUUUGAUGUUCAUCAUAGAAGAACUUGACAAAGUUUACAACCGCGCAAUUAAAGCUGCAAAGAGUGUGCAUGACGUCGACCUGAGAGAUGGUGUCAGCCCAGUUCCCGGUUCUAAUGAGAACGUAGGGCAAAGUUUGUGGGAGAUAUCUGAAAGCCACUUCAAGUACCCAAUUGUGGAACAGUACCUGAAGACAAAGAAAAACUGUAGUCAUUUAAUCAUCAAGUACAUCAGCUGCCGGCUGCUAACCCUCGGCAUUAUAGUGUCAGCGUGUGUCUACCUGGGCUAUUACGUUAGCCUCUCCUCCCUCUCAGAUGAGUUUGUCUGCAGCAUCAAAUCAGGGAUCCUGAGGAAUGACAGCACCGUCCCCGAUCAGUUUCAGUGCAAGCUCAUCGCCGUUGGCAUCUUCCAGUUGCUCAGUUUCAUUAACUUGGGGGUUUACGUUCUGCUGCUUCCCUUGGUUGUCUACACGCUGUUUGUUCCAUUCCGGCAGAAGGCAGAUGUUCUCAAAGUGUAUGAAAUCCUGCCCACUUUCGAUGUUCUGCAUUUCAAGUCUCAAGGGUACAAUGACUUGAGCCUCUACAACCUCUUCUUGGAAGAGAAUAUAAGUGAACUCAAGUCAUACAAGUGUCUUAAGGUCCUGGAGAAUAUUAAAAGCAACUGUCAGGGCAUCGACCCGAUGGGCCUCCUGCGGAACCUCGGCAUGAUCAAGAUGGAUGUCGUCGAUGGCAAAAAACGCAGGCUCUCGGGGGUGCUGGGGGAGGAGCAGGGCACCCAGGCGGCAGAGCUCAAAGAUCUGAACGCGCACAGCGAAACGAAAGCAAAUAAUGGAGAGAGGAAUGCUCGGCAGAGACUCCUGGAUUCUUCUUGUUGAUGAUUUUUUUCAUGAACUUCAGAGCCGUGACUUCUGUGAUGUGGGAUUCAUUUUGGCUAAAGUGCCUCUGUGAGGUUUCAGCCGGCUCGCAGUAAAUGGUUCUUGGUAGGUGCGGAACACGACUUACGGAGUCUUAAUGAACACGAUGGUCAACCGCAUGUGGAAGAACCAUUUGUGCGCUUCCUUUGAGAAGCAAUGCAGAGGUGAGUCAACAACAGCCGGUAUGGAAGCUCUCACCAGACGCAAAGUGGAAAGACUAAUCAAAGCAAGAGUCGUGGCCCUUUUAGUGCCUCAGAGAAACACCUUUCUAUAUAGAUGGUCGGAUGAGACUCAGAGCGACUGGAAAGCAAGGACUUUGGGACAUUUUUGUUUUGUGAAAUAAUAGUAAGCAUGUCAGGAUACAAUUAAAUAUGAAUCUCCUCCAUGCCCUAAUGACUACUGGACAAGAAAUAUACUCACUGGCUCUGGACCCAGAGGCGAACCUGCUCUGAGCCGUGUGCUAAAUUGGGAGAAAGUCCGGUGCCUUGGUCUUGCACACCCUGGCUCUCUCUGCGUGGCUCCUGGAGAGCCUUGGCUAACUGAAAUCCGCUAACCACUGUUUGUUGUAGUCUGUUACGGAGGGCGCAGGCCCAAGCGCUGCUCUGAUUGACAAGUUAGUUUAGAAGACAGAGUCUAAAGGAUAUUGAAUUGUGACUUCUAUACAGGAAAGGAUGCUUCUCAAAGAGCCAGUGGGGAAAUCUAAACAUACAGAGUAGGCUGAUUCAGUCCCUUUCCAGGGGGUGUUCUUCAGCACGCUCUCCUAUUAGCAAAAGCAUUUGAAACAAGAUGUUACUUAAACAAAUUAACCGAGCGCAGAAUGCUUAAAGUGAGGGACAUUUUGCCUACUGUGAUCAGAACAUAUGAAUAACAGCUGCCAUAUGGUGUGCCUGGAGCCAGAAGAAUUUAGCAGUUUAUUUUAUUUAUAUUUAAGCACGUCUUUUACAAAUUUAUUUUAAUUUAGAAUCAUACAACAUCAGAAUUGAUGCCAUUUGGGAAAAACAUUCUAACAUUGAUGGAGAAUUACAGAAUAAAUGUCACAAAUGGGUAUAUAUUAUACAUCCAAGCAUUAUUUCAUAAAUGUUUAAAGCUGACUCAGAAUAUAUAAAAACUGUCACCAAUUCUGACCAUGUAUAUACAUCAUAACUAUGUUUACAUUUUAUACAGACUUUUAUAAAAUGACAUUUAUGGACCUCCUGUUUUUAUCUUAGAAAGUGAACACAUUGCUAACGUGAGUAAUCCUCAGGAUCCUCAAAGUUUACAUGUGGCUCUUAGGGACAGUUGUUGGCCUGAUCUAAUGACUGUUUUGUGAAGAACAAACGUUAUAUAAGCUGCUCUUUGUCUUUCAGGAUAUUCACAAAAGCAAGUUUUAUUUGUGCUUCUGUGAUGGUUUCUGAGAUGGAAAGCUAAUGAUAAAUAAUUAAGGAUGUAAUCAAUGCCCUAAAUUAUUCUUAUCAUGUGAUAUUUAUUAUCAUUAAAUUAUAGUGGAAAUGGCAGUAACCUAAAUGAUCGAUUUUGCUACCUGUUUGUAUCAUUGUAUCUGAGAUGUUCGAUCACAGUACUCUACAUUCAUUUUUAUCAUUUGAAAAGAUUUCUGAAAUGUAUAUUUUUCUAUGAUAUGCUUUUCUUUCUAUAGAGUGUCCCUGAUUUGUAUUUUGAAGUGGUGAAAGUGGAUACAUUAUUUAGGAGACCAGGAACUCUCUAAGUCCAGUCAUGUCUAAUCCUUCCAUAAGUUAUAAUUGGCCUCUGUUCAUGUCCCCAUCCCCACUCUCUGAGCUUUGAUAGGGUCUGUGAUGUCCCAGUCAUUACACUAGUCACCAACUACAUGGGUAUGAGUAACACAGGUCCCCAUUUUUGAGGAGUUCAGAGUCUAGUAAAAGGCAGCGAAGACAGAGGCAGGUGCUGAGAAGAGUUGCCACAGUAAAAGCCCUUCCAGAAAACUCACAGCCAGUGCUCUGUGUUCCUGGGAAACACCACAUUGUUUUUCCCUUUCUCAUAGUUUCUGUUGCUGACAGUUUUUAAAGUCUAGUUACAGUUUUUCCCAGAGGCUCUUUAGCCACAUGUCCCCCAGGCUGAGGCCUGGACAGAACCAUAAUGUAGAUGGUGAUUUUGAACAGUAAAGAGCUCCAGUCACCAACCACCCUUUCGUACCUUACCUGGCAGGGGGUGGCGAGGACAAGCCCAUGGGCUUGUUGUCCAUGAACAACAGUUGUGGUGCCAGGAGGCUGAUGUGGAUGUCUAGGAAUACAGUUUUGUUUGGAAAAAAGUGGUAUUAGGAAAGUUAACCCACCCGUCCACUGUGAGCUAAUGGCUUAGUGGACUGCUUUUGAGGAGUGAGGAGCCAUUCAUUGCUCUAUGAAAGGAGACAAACAGAUCCUAAUUAAUCACCCCCCAGUAGUGCUCGACUUGGUCUCUGGCCCAGGUGUGCCUAGUAAAUCACCAGGAGGCCUCUAAACCAGACUUGUAACACACAUUGUUGCAGCUGGGUCUGGGACCCUUCAUUCUGAAUGCAAUGACAAGCUGCAGGUAUGAUUUUACCAAGGGACAGAAAGAGGCCCUCCAAUGCAGAGGUUCUUAAACUUUUGGAGCUUACAAACUCCCUUGAAAAUUAUUUCUUUAAAGCUAUGGACCUUCUCUUCAGCUCUACACAAACAUUAAAGAAACCUUCAGAGGUCCUAGUCCACGCAGCCGAGGUUAAGCUGUGCUUUAGUGGCUGAAGGCCAUGCCGCAGAGUAGAGUGGAGGCCCCCACUGCCCCUGUGGAAAGCUGCUGCUUCCCACAGUGAGUCUCAGCUAUAUGUUUACUUUUGAGUGAAGUGUACCUUUUGCGUAACUGACUUCAUUUUCUAGAGCCGAAAAAGUCACAAGAGUUGGCAUAGGUAGCCUGGAUGGAUCAGGCAUUUGGCAUUGACCACUGUUCCCUCUCUGGCCACCAGGUAUUAUCUUACUCCGGAUCCGAAUCAUUGUCCCCAUACAGCCUCACUGGAAUGUGAGGAGGGUGGCAUAAUGCUUGUAAAAUGCUUUCUCCUACUUUAUAGUGGUACUGUGAGAGAGCUGGAAACUUCCAGCUGUGUAGUGGGUCUCUUUGCAUGUUCAUGUUUCAUUUGUGGAAGCAACCUGUUGACUGAGUACCCUCUCCUAUCCAAGAAUGAGCCAAGGUGGGACAGCAGGGCCCUGGGGUCUCGUUCCUGGGAGAAUUAGUUCAGCUCUUAGAGGCAGAUGGCUGCACACUUUUCUACAUGUGUGCAUGUUUGGUUUAUUUUGCUCUUGUCAGUCCAAGAUAAAUAGAAGCUUCAUGAGGGUGGGAGUUUUUAUCCACUGCUGUACCUGAAGCUCCUAAAACGAUGACUGUUGUGUAAUAGGCAUUCCCAGAUAUUUCUUCAUUGCAUGAACACACUGUUAUGAUAAAUCCUAGUUUGUUGGCAACUGUGAUUUGAUUUUAAAAGGCAGAUGGUUCUCUGCAGGAGAGGGGAGGGGCUCAUUUAGCUUCUUCAUAGAGAGGGAACUAUUUCUGCAGAGGAAUAGGUUUCCACAUAUAAGUAGCGGCAGUUCUUAGCUUUUUACUAUGGAGUUAGUCGUGACCACUUUCCAGGUUCAAUGUUGCCUGGCAAUGAUUAGGAAAACUGAAGUUUUAGAGGUCCUGGUCUCCAUAAUUUCCCAGAAUAACCUCAUGAAAAGGAUUGCUGAUUGAACUGUGCAAUUGUCAGUAAUUGAGGUUUCAUCUCAGGGCAUUGAGAUGAACUAGCUCCUUCUGAGCAGUGGUUAUUAGCCUUUUGGCUCUAUCUUUCACAAGUAAAGUGAAUCCUUUAAAGAAAGAUGAUAUUGCAUUAUUUGUGGGAUAUCAUAAAUGUUCAUCUGUGGUUGGUUUGUAUUGCCUGCUUAAAAUAAAAUGCUUUGUGUCCUAGGUUCUCUUUUUAACAGUAAAAACACUUUGUCACUUGAA
Messenger RNA from Miniopterus natalensis, 5295 nucleotides. NCBI's taxonomy places the organism in Eukaryota, Metazoa, Chordata, Mammalia, Chiroptera, Miniopteridae. The record is from RefSeq and is a predicted model, not a curated record.